Messenger RNA from Kwoniella botswanensis, 648 nucleotides. RefSeq lists its product as uncharacterized. The transcript is spliced from 3 exons. Gene Ontology annotation, biological process: translation; ribosomal small subunit assembly. Gene Ontology annotation, molecular function: rRNA binding; mRNA binding; structural constituent of ribosome. Gene Ontology annotation, cellular component: ribosome; mitochondrial small ribosomal subunit. The coding region runs from base 1 to 648 and encodes 215 amino acids. The record is from RefSeq and is a predicted model, not a curated record. Lineage: Eukaryota; Fungi; Basidiomycota; Tremellomycetes; Tremellales; Cryptococcaceae.
AUGUCCCUCCGCACUCCCCUGACCACCUUCCGAAGGACCUUUGUCACAUCAGCACGAUCACUCGCUGAGCCAGCUACCGCCCCUGCUCAAUCGGGCUUCUCACCCCUUCGUGAUCUUCUAGCCUCUUCUUCCUCUUCCUCAUCAUCUUCCCACUUCACCCCUGCUCCUAUCGCCUCAGAGUCUCAGACCGCCACAAGAGGAUACGAUGUACAUUCCAUACCACCCAAAGCUGAUCCUACGAUAGAUCUGUUUACAAAUUGCUUGAUGAAGGAUGGUAAGAAGGAUGAGGCGCAGAAGAUGGUCAGUAGGAUAUUGACGAUGCUAAAUCAAUCAACCAACCUCCCUCCUCAACCCCUCCUGAAACAAGCCAUCAUCUUCUCUUCCCCCUCAAUCAAAAUUCUCUCUAUGCGUAAAUCAGCCAAGACGGUCCUUACCCCUCGAGCCCUCACAGAAAGACAACGUACCAGACAGGGUAUUGCGUGGUUAUUGAAAGCUUCUGAGAAAGGUAGAAAAGGGGGUGUAUCGAGAGAUCAGAGGAUCGCAAGGGAGAUUCUGGGUGUGUUGGAAGGUCAAUCGGAUGUGUUCAAAUGGUUGGAAGAGAGGCAUAAGAUUGCUUAUUUGAAUAGAUCAAAUAUGACUGCUCGAUAG